Messenger RNA from Aquila chrysaetos chrysaetos, 8529 nucleotides. It is a transcript of the gene SLC8A1, whose product is annotated as solute carrier family 8 member A1. The record is from RefSeq and is a predicted model, not a curated record. Bases 329 to 3259 code for a protein of 976 amino acids. Gene Ontology annotation, molecular function: calcium:sodium antiporter activity. Lineage: Eukaryota; Metazoa; Chordata; Aves; Accipitriformes; Accipitridae. Gene Ontology annotation, biological process: calcium ion import across plasma membrane; sodium ion transmembrane transport; cell communication. The transcript has 11 exons. Gene Ontology annotation, cellular component: postsynapse; axon; sarcolemma.
UGUGCUUCGCAGGAAGCUGUUCCUCCGGUCCCAGAUGUUGGAAAUCCACGAGUCAGGCGAUGGAAAUGGGGCCCGAGAGAGGCUGGGGUUCUCUGUGCACUCUCCCAACACCUGCCUAGGCAUUCAUGUGCUUUUUCUCACCACCACAAAGAGAAGAGAGGGACACACAGAGCACAGGGAGGUGAAGGGCUGCCCUCAGAUCACAGAAGGAGUCUGUCGGCAAGGCAGCCUCAAAGCCGGCUCAUGGAGACUGGGCAGAUAGCCCCGUGCUUAAAUCGGCGAGGGAGAUCCACAGGCAGAGGAAGGCAUUGACAGCCCAGGAGGAGUAAUGGGGAAGAGCCUGAUGCUGCUUGAUAAAGAAGAGACCAAAAGCAGGCGGUUGAGGACAUUUGGGACCUGUUCGGUGGAAGCGGCCAUGUCGCGAGCAACUCACCCACCCACCUUCCCAGUGAGCUUCCAACUCCUGAGCGUUUUGCUGGUGUUGCUCUUCCAUGCAGAUGGCAUACAUGGGGAGAGCCCCAGCGAACUGCCUGUGAAUGACACCGAGGAGUGCACUGGCUCAUACAUCUGCAAAAAGGGUGUGAUUUUACCAAUAUGGGAACCCCAAGACCCCUCAUUCGGUGACAAAAUUGCUCGGGCAACAGUGUAUUUUGUAGCGAUGGUGUACAUGUUCCUGGGAGUAUCUAUCAUAGCUGACCGCUUCAUGUCCUCCAUCGAAGUCAUUACAUCCCAAGAGCGGGAAAUAACCAUCAAGAAGCCCAAUGGCGAGACCAGCAAAACCACGGUGAGGAUCUGGAACGAGACCGUUUCCAACCUCACACUGAUGGCCUUGGGCUCGUCUGCCCCCGAGAUCCUCCUGUCUGUUAUUGAAGUGUGUGGCCAUGGCUUCACGGCAGGGGACUUGGGGCCAAGCACAAUUGUGGGGAGUGCUGCAUUUAACAUGUUUGUCAUCAUUGCGAUCUGUGUUUACGUUGUUCCAGACGGAGAGAUAAGGAAGAUCAAGCACUUGCGAGUGUUUUUUGUUACAGCGGCAUGGAGCAUCUUUGCUUACACUUGGCUUUACAUUAUUUUAUCUGUGUCUUCUCCUGGGAUUGUGGAGGUUUGGGAAGGCUUGCUCACCUUCUUCUUCUUCCCCAUCUGUGUGGUGUUUGCCUGGAUAGCUGACAGGAGGCUUUUAUUUUACAAGUACGUCUACAAGAAAUACCGAGCUGGCAAGCAGAGAGGCAUGAUCAUUGAGCAUGAGGGUGACCGGCCCUCCUCCAAAGCUGAUAUUGAGAUGGACGGAAAGGUUGCUAAUUCUCACGUGGAGAACUUUUUGGAUGGGACACUGGUGUUGGAGGUGGAUGAGAAAGACCAGGAUGAUGAGGAAGCCAGGAGGGAAAUGGCUCGGAUUCUGAAGGAGCUGAAACAAAAGCACCCCGACAAGGAGAUUGAACAGCUUAUAGAGCUGGCCAACUACCAGGUCCUGAGCCAGCAGCAGAAGAGCAGGGCCUUUUACCGCAUUCAGGCCACUCGGCUCAUGACAGGAGCUGGCAACAUCUUGAAGAGACAUGCUGCAGACCAGGCCCGUAAAGCUGUCAGCAUGCAUGAGGUCAACAGUGAGGUGGCAGAAAAUGAUCCCAUCAGCAAACUCUACUUUGAGCAGGGUACCUACCAGUGUCUGGAGAACUGUGGCACUGUCGCCCUGACCAUCGUUCGCCGGGGAGGCGAUUUGACCAACACGGUGUACGUUGACUUCCGGACAGAGGAUGGGACGGCCAAUGCCGGCUCUGACUAUGAGUUCACUGAAGGGACAGUGGUCUUCAAGCCUGGAGAGACCCAGAAGGAAAUCCGUGUUGGCAUAAUUGAUGACGACAUAUUUGAGGAGGAUGAGAACUUCCUGGUCCAUCUCAGCAACAUCCGCGUGAGCACUGAGGCCUCGGAUGAGGGCAUUCUUGAGGCCAGUUGUGUCUCAGCACUUGCCUGCCUGGGAUCACCAUCUACUGCCACCGUCACCAUCUUUGACGAUGACCACGCUGGCAUCUUCACCUUUGAGGAGCCAGUAACACACGUCAGUGAAAGUGUGGGGACCAUGGAAGUGAAAGUGUUGCGAACCUCUGGUGCACGAGGAAAUGUUAUUGUGCCCUACAAAACCAUUGAAGGCUCAGCCAAAGGUGGAGGAGAGGACUUUGAAGACACCUGCGGGGAGCUGGAGUUCCAGAACGAUGAGAUAGUCAAAACGAUAUCAAUCAAGGUGAUAGAUGAUGAGGAGUAUGAGAAAAACAAGACCUUCUACCUAGAGAUCGGGGAGCCCCGGCUUGUGGAGAUGAGUGAGAAGAAAGCCCUGUUGUUGAAUGAGCUUGGUGGCUUCACCAUCACAGGGAAACUCUGGAAGGAGGAGGAUGAAGAAAAGCAGCCACUGACCAGCAAGGAGGAGGAAGAGCGUCGAAUCGCCGAGUUGGGGCGCCCGGUCCUGGGGGAGCACACCAAGCUCGAAGUCAUCAUUGAGGAAUCCUACGAGUUCAAGAACACGGUGGACAAGCUCAUUAAGAAGACAAACCUGGCCCUGGUGGUUGGCACAAACAGCUGGAGGGAGCAGUUUAUUGAGGCUAUUACUGUCAGCGCAGGGGAAGAUGACGAUGAUGAUGAAUGUGGGGAGGAGAAGCUGCCCUCCUGCUUCGACUACGUGAUGCACUUUCUGACUGUCUUCUGGAAGGUCCUUUUUGCCUUCGUGCCCCCGACAGACUACUGGAAUGGCUGGGCUUGCUUUGUUGUCUCCAUCCUCAUGAUCGGCCUCCUGACAGCUUUCAUCGGUGACCUGGCAUCCCACUUCGGCUGCACCAUUGGCUUGAAGGACUCGGUCACCGCGGUCGUGUUUGUCGCACUGGGGACAUCAGUGCCAGACACGUUUGCCAGCAAAGUAGCAGCGACGCAGGACCAGUAUGCGGAUGCCUCCAUCGGGAACGUCACCGGGAGCAAUGCCGUGAACGUUUUCCUGGGUAUCGGGGUGGCCUGGUCGAUCGCAGCCAUCUACCACGCGGCGCACGGACAAGCCUUCCAAGUCUCGCCUGGCACCCUGGCCUUCUCCGUCACCCUCUUCACCAUUUUUGCUUUUAUCAGUGUGGGCGUGCUGCUCUACCGGCGGAGACCCGAGAUUGGAGGUGAGCUGGGCGGGCCGCGGACUUCCAAGCUGCUCACAUCCUCACUCUUUAUCCUCCUCUGGCUCUUGUACAUAUUCUUCUCAUCUCUGGAAGCCUACUGCCACAUAAAGGGCUUCUAAAGGGACAAUCAGAGAUAGUAAAUAUAUAUAUAUCUAUAUGUAUCUAUAUAGAGUGAUAUAUAGGUAUAGAUAUAGAUAUAACGCUGUGUAUAAUGAACAGAGAAAGAAUAAAAGAGAUUUGCCAUGUUCACACACCUGCUGAUGGAAAGCGGCUUUGGAGCAUCCUUUGAACUAGGCAGGACCCCAAAGCCAGCAGGACUCCUCCCCGGGCAGCGGCCCCGGCCAGGAGCCCGGCGGCAGGGCCCUCUCUGCAACUCUACCAACAAGAGCAGCUGAUAGGCACCGAGCCCUUUCCCAUCGCUCUCUCCCACCCGCCGACCCCCCGGGAGGAUGGAUGCGAAGGCGACCGGGGCGUGUUGGUACGGGGAAGGCCAGAGUAGCUGGUGAGAAACAGAGCAGUGGGCGAGGGAAGGAGAGGAAAGCGAGGGUCCUGAUCUCCGACCACCACCCGCCUGCCUUCGCCACUCAGGAACGUCCCUCUGGCCCUGUUGGAGAGAAGCGAGAGACCGGACUGAAGACAAGGGGAAAUUGGGAGCUUUCUAAGGAUAGAACACAAACCGUUUUCGUCAUCGAUUUGGGGUUGGGUUUGGUUUUUUUUUUUUUUGUUUUGGCGUGUGUACAACUAGCAUUUCCCCCUCACAUGCCCCUCACCUCUCCCCCUCCGUGCUUCGGGGCUGCGCAGCCGCAACCUCGUGUCCAGUGUCCUAAGCUGAGGCUGCGCGGAGUGGCGGGGGCCUUCCUCCCGCCUCGUCUGCCUCCUCGGGCAUGCUGUCGUGGUAUUUGUAACAUUUGCAUGAAUGAAAUGAACCCUAUCUGUAUAUAGCAUCCUAUAGCGAUAGUCCUUCCAGCCAUGUGGGUUGAGCAUUGCAGAUACAAGUGUUUUCUUUUCACCGGGUUUUAUUUAUUUUACUUAGUUUAGUUUCGCCAUAGGUUUUUGUUCGUUCGUUUGUUUCCUCUUAGCGGGGGUAAAAGGAGGGAAAGCUGUCCCCAUUUAUUGCUCCGCGCGUGGGUCCAUGAGAAGCAAUAACAGCCACACAGAUGUAGGUUUUCAGGGGAGGAAAACCGAUACCCCAGCGACUGCAGGCUCCAUCCCGCUGCGUGGCUGGGGUGCCCCCCACAGCGGCCAGUCCGGGACAUGGCUGAAGCUGGCGUGAAGGCCUCCACCAUCCGCAGGAGGUUUUACACAAGGUCCCGGGGAGCCUGAGCGGGAUGAGCAGCGUCCGAGCCCGGGGGGGGGGGGGUGGCAUGGCUGGCUCCCAGCACCUCGCCUGCCUAUGCCUUUAUAUCCAGUGGGUGCCUCGGAACCCCGAUAUCUCCUGUGUCCCCAGAGGUCUAGUGACAGCCCCUGUUUCUGAGCGUUAAGCCAUCAGGAUCAGUCCCCGAAGCUGGUCCUUUCCCACAGCCAUUUGGAGGCAGAAUAAUUCAGCGUAAGGGCUGAAGGGCCAUAACGAGAUCUCCCACGCUGCUGAGCGUAACCGGGAAGCAUCCCCCAAGGAAAAAGGCCACAUUUUGCACUGUCCGAAUCUGAAAUCAAUGGGAAGGGUGAGGCAGGGAGGUGUAACUCAGCAUCACCCCCCGACUCCAGCAGUGGGGGCUGGGGUAACGAGCCCAGCCCAGGGAGGCGCGGGUGUAGAGCCCCCUUGGGCGCAGCACAGGGCUGACAUUGUGCGCUGGUGUUGAGAGAUGUCUUGUUACCCUACGCCCUUCGCCAGGCUUCGUGGUGUCCCAGCCGGGCAAACGCCCAGCCUGCACGUCCACUGGUGAUCUCUUCCCACCCAGCUGAAAACCACGUCUGAUGCUUGCACCAUAACCGAUUGGCCUGGGGUAUUUGUACUCAUUUUGAACAAUCUGUGGAAAUUUUUGUAACCUGUUGUAAGAUUUUCUCUAGGAAUAUGAAGUUGGGGUUUUGUUUUUUUUUCUUCUUCUCGAGCCUUUUCUCACUUUUGAUGGGUUUGGGGGUUUUUCUUUUUGUUUCUCGUUAUUUUGAGGGAAGAAUCAAACACAGGUGCAGGUUGUUCAGGUUUAUGAUUACCGUUAUGUACAAUGAUUUCAUUUUCAUCUGUUUGGCUUCAUUGAUUUUUCUUUGUGUGUAUUGCCCACCACUAUAGGCAGUGAGUCCACUAAUUGUGAUGAUCCUUAUCAAUGCUACACAAUGCACAGACAAAUAAAGUUUGUAAUGAUUCCUGAUGGAUCCAGUAGUGCUCCUGCAUAUUCUCUAUGGAAAACCCUUCCCUCCCCUCCCAUUGUCUCCCUUUCCGUUGUGCCCAUCUCUUCUUUACUCAUUGGUUUGCCUUCGCUGUGCUUCUGCCACUGUCGGGGGGGCAGCGGUGCCUCCGCGCGCCCACUCUUGCCCCAUCCCAUGGCUUUCUUCCUGCUCCAUCUCCAUUGCGCCUCAGGCUCGGUGUGUGCGGUACCGCCGGGGCUCGCAGCCUGCCCAGCUCUCAGGGGGAUGCAGGAAACCACCCAGGGACAAAGCGGCAGCACGAUCCUUCUGGGGCCAGGACCCGCUCCUGUGCUGGGUCCCCCGUCAUUGCUAGCUUGCCCUAGGCUCGGGGAGAGCUGUGCACAUGCCCCCAAGGUGCUCAGCAGCUCUUUCUGCUUGUGUCCUCUAGCCACGUAGAAUGGCUCCUGGCUCUCGUUCCAGCCUCCCAGUGACUUGCACUAGGUUAAGCCCCUAGCUAAUGAUAAGUAGGAAUGCAGCAAACCGGGAGCUCAGGCUGCUCUGGGCAGCUGCCUGCCCGUGCCCCAGUCCAGGUGCCGUGGGCCGUUUGUGACCCCCAUGGCUGGACAGAUCUCGGGUAGCACUGAGGAGGAGAAAUGUCUCUACGCGCCCAGGGAUGUUGCUCCUCCCUGUGUUUCAUCCAGCAUCUGCUGAGCCGCUGUCCCCGAAUAACUGCGAUGUCCCCCACACCCCCGCAAUGCUCCCAAGGUCCCGCUCUGACAGCUGAACUCAAACACCAGCUCUGGAGACAGUGUCUUCAUCUGCUGGGGCGUUCCCCGCUCCUCCCAGUCAGGCUCCUGCCCAUCGGCCGUGCAGGAUCGGGAUGUGGCCGCACAGCCGGUCAGGCUGGCACCAACAGCAGUGGCUGACUUGCGAGCUCCAGGCUAGAAACGUGCCACCAAGCAAAAAAAGAGAGAGGGUAGGAGGUAGCCGAUUUUGUUGCAGCGUGGUGGUGUCUGUAGAGGCCCAGAGGCAGUAAAAUUCCCAUCUGCUGAUGUGACGGGAUGUGUGGCAGAGCAGGUAGCUAACACACCCUGGCAGCCAGAGGAUUUAACAUGAUCUCUGGGCUGCUCUCACCCAAACCUGGCCCUUCCGCACACACUACGAUGCUUUUUGCCAGCCGUGCUGCCGGCCCCACUCUCCCUGCGGGUGCUCGGCACCCUCCAGGAUGAGUGCGGGUCAAGCUUCGACGCUCGUCGAGCCCCAGGCGAACGCAGCCGGUCACGUCCGUGUGCUUUUCCCAGGCAGUGAAUGAUGAAAGCAAAGCAGCUCUCCUGACCCAGUAAUUACAUCUACUGAAAGGUGAUGUUGGUAUUUUACUCUCAUCAUUUGCUUCUUCAGAAUGAAUUGCAGUCGCUGAAGUCAUUAACAAAUUGAACGGGACUCGUGUAGCAGCUCAGUUUAACAGGCAGUAAAUAACUCUUCUGCUCACAGAGCUUUCCAAAGGGAAUGAUGGAGCAUUGCUUGCUUAGGACGAGGCCUAAAUCACACAGUAAACACCAGCCUUGUUUAUGCAAUUAUUCUCUGCCAGCUGCGUGCUUUUUGGCAUCUUUAACGGGCGGAUGCAAAGCGUGAUGUGUAUCAUCCGCCCGGUCGCUGGCGGAGGACCCACGGACGAGCAGUGAGCCUUUCACCUACCUGGCUGCCGCCUUGCCGUGCCGAGGGGGGGAAGGACCGCUCCACCCAGCCCCAGCCGCCCGCCUGUGUUCGCAAGGGUGCAACGCCGGCUCUGCUGCACCAACCUCGUCUUUAAAUCAAACCCUCCAAAGGCAAAAGCAAACUGCCCUCCUCUGCGAGACGCCCGUGCCUGGCAGCACGCUGCCAGGGGACAGCAGGAGGGAGCGCAGCCCCCGGCGCAGGCACGUCUUGCCCCCACCCAUCCCAUGGGUCUGAUGCCCGUGCUCUCCCAUCUCCUCCUCAUCCCUGCCAGCCUCCUCACCCUCCCUCGCGAGGGAAGGGCAUCGAGCAUCUCUGAUAAAGCCCUGGGCUCAGGGAGGCUGCCAGAAACCGCACUUCAAACCCUCGGCCUCCGUCCAUCCGCCUGCCCCGGAUUCUCGUCACCCCCUCUCAUCGCCCCGCUAGCCAAAGGCAAACCUUUCCAUGGAAAAGGAUGCAGCACGGUGCAAAGGACAUUCAGAGACAGACGUCCGAGUAACUCAACAGGCCGCUGCAAAGCGCUUGGGGACAAACAGAAGGAGCGCGCGGAGCAGUGACAGCCCUGAGCAUCUUAGCAAAACCACAUCCCCGGCUCUUCGGGGGCCAACAGGAGUGGAGGCAAAUCCCAGCCACUACCUGAACGCACGGAAAAGGCGCAAAAGAGUCAGGGACUCUGCAGGUCCCUGGUGCCAGCUGGAGCCGCAAACCUGCAGCAUCUUACGGCUGAGCCUGCCCGGACUGCUGCUGCCCGCCUGCACCCGUGCCAGGGCAGCGAGGGAACCGCUCGCUCCCGAGGUGCGGAUCCCUCGUCUCCAAACAAUGCGCCCGCCCACGUGUCACCCAUUUCCAGGCUGCCUGCGACGGCUCUGGGGUGAGGGGACAUUGCAAGAGUCAUUGGUGCAUCUUUCUCCCAGCUUUCAUUGCUUCCUUAAAGGACAAAAGGGAAACGGAGGCUUUGAGCCCUUUCUGGUCACGAGUCUGGAUGCAGUCUACAAACUCACCGUGCUAUUUCUGCUGUGGGCGGGGAGGGGAGAACUGGAGCCUGUGUGGUAUUGUUACAGCUAUUUUUAAAUGCUUGGGUAAGAAUCAAGUGCAACAGUAUUGGGGUCAUAUACGUACCUAAGGAGGAGGUUCAGCUGCAUUCCCAGAGGGGCAGGGCUGGGCAUAGCCAGAAAGUGGCAGAGAGAAAAGAGGGAAGACUUAACGCCGGAGGGUGUUAUUCUGGGAGAAACCCCUGCCUUAUUUUUCUGGAGGCUUUGGCACCCAGGCCCAUCUGGGGAAGCAUGUUUGCAGAGCACCAGGAACCUCUCUGGCCUCUCUGAGCGUGCGAUGACCAACCACACACAUGCAUACACAUGCACAGCACAGCUGCGAAAAAGCCUGUUUAUCUUGU